This is a messenger RNA of Neopsephotus bourkii (Bourke's parrot), 7014 nucleotides long. It is a transcript of the gene DTWD1, whose product is annotated as DTW domain containing 1. The record is from RefSeq and is a predicted model, not a curated record. NCBI's taxonomy places the organism in Eukaryota, Metazoa, Chordata, Aves, Psittaciformes, Psittacidae. Gene Ontology annotation, cellular component: nucleus. Gene Ontology annotation, biological process: tRNA modification. Gene Ontology annotation, molecular function: tRNA-uridine aminocarboxypropyltransferase activity. Bases 159 to 1085 code for a protein of 308 amino acids. The transcript has 5 exons.
AGCGUUUCCCCGCGCCCGCUCUUCCGGUCCCCUCCUUCCCGCGGCGGCCGAGCCCGACACUUUCGUUCCGGGGCCUGCGAGGGCCGCGGAAGAGCUGCGCAGUCCCCUGCGGCGAGCGCCGGCCCGCGGAGGGGCCGGACCAAAGGGAGCGGCUAACCAUGUCUUUAAAUUCACCUACACUGGUAAAUGAAGAAAACUCUCAAGAACCAAGAAGAAAUUCUGAAUGUUUGAAAAGUGUAGAAUCGCAGGCUCCAUCAUCGUUUCAAGAUAACCCACUUCAACAGCUACAGCUUGCAUCGCAGGAAGUACUUGAAAAGGCAAAGAAGAGUGGGAGAUCAAAAUGUCCUCGAUGCAGUAGCUCAAGGAUGUUUUAUUGUUAUACAUGCUUUGUUCCUGUUGAAACUGUCCCUACCAAAGAAAUUCCAACUGUGAAGUUACCUUUGAAGGUUGACAUCAUUAAACACCCAAAUGAAACAGAUGGCAAAAGCACUGCUGUGCAUGCUAAGCUCCUGGCACCUGAUGAUGUUACAAUAUAUAAAUACCCCUGCAUUCCAGAAUACGAAGAAAAAAGACAUGAAAUAGCACUUAUAUUUCCUGGCCCCAAUUCAGUUUCGGUAAAAGAUAUUGCUUUCCAUCUCCAAAAGUAUGUUAAGAAAGGCACUUUUGCUAACGAUAAUGACUGUUCCAGAGAACCAUUUCUUAAGCAAGCAAAAUUAGAACCUAAAGAAGAAGAAAAAGAUCUAAAUGAAUGCAUCUCAACCAGUGGGAACGAAGGCACUAGACUGAAGAAAAUAAUAUUUAUUGACAGUACCUGGAAUCAAACUAACAAAAUAAUAACUGAUGAACGACUUCAAGGGUUGCUGCAAAUUGAGUUGAAGACAAGGAAAACUUGCUUUUGGCGUCAUCAGAAGGGGAAGCCAGAUACAUACCUUUCCACAAUAGAAGCAAUUUAUUAUUUCCUUGUAGACUAUCAUCAAGAGAUUUUGAAAGAGAACUACAAAGGACAAUAUGAUAAUCUGCUUUUUUUCUUUUCAUUUAUGUACACAUUGAUUAAAAAUGCCAAGUGUUGUGCAGGAAAAGAGUAAGAUGUCUGUCUAUAGGUAAGUUACGUUAUAUUUGGUUUCUUUUAUGAUGAUAAACUGCACAAAUGUAAUCUGGAAAUAGACUGUACUCUUAAUAAUGGUUAAGUGUUUGUCCGAAAGUAAGCUGCAGAUUUUAUGUCCUUUACACUUGAGGUUGUAGAACUACUCUGAUGAGCAGUCUGAUAAGAAUUACUCCUUUGAAACCAGUCAGGCUUUGCUAAGUGUUGUGUCAUCACAGUGAGAUUAUUUCCCGAGGUGGGGAUAGGAGGACUUGGCCCCUCUUGCCAUAAGGAGUUAUGUCUCUUAACUGUGAAAAGGAAUUAGCAUGCUAGCUUUUUAUUGUUAUUAAUACUUUAUUUCAGGUGUUUUCAUUGUGUUUUACACAGUAAAACUGAUUUCACUUUCAUAACAUGAAAAGCUGAGUGAAAUCGUUAGGAUGGUAUUUAACUGGGGGUGUGCCAGUACAAAAUGAAAGACCACAUUAAGUGACUAGAAUAUAAAUUAUGUGUUUUCGAGACUAAUUCUGGAAAACUGUCCUAGUAAUAGAAAAGAAUGCUCGCUUUAAACAUUAUAUAGUGUAUGAUUUCUGUAGUACCAUUCACAUACUUUCUGGGUAAUUUUUUCGUUACUAUCAUUUUGUGCAACAUUAACUUAAAUGUCACAGUGGCAUAUCAUAAACAGUAAAAUUUUAUAGAUGCCACAUACUUUCGUCUGGAAACAGAUAUUUUUGCAGGACUCAAAUUAAUUUGCAGAUACAAAAUAUAGGGAAGAUACUUGUUCUGACCACAACAAUUCCGACAAGACAUCCUUAAUUUAGGCAGACUAUUAUCCAUCUGCUGUGUUUUUCUUUUGCAGUAAUAGUGCAAAUUUGAACAGCUAAAUAAGACAUUGAUGCUGAUGGAAGUUUUGAUGGUAUAUGUAGCACUGCUGGCAGAGUCAUCACAUGUGAAUGUAAUUACAGAAGCAUGACUUUGCCAAGCUAUACCAUGCAGCUGAUGCUGGCAGUGGUAAUAGUCCUAAGCUGUAUCUUUACAAGCAGUUAAUACGAAUAUAUUUGUAUCACGCUAGGAUGUUCUGCCAGAAAAAUCAAGUUGGUAAAAAUUACAGUCUUAAGACUGAAAAAGAAUGUUUCAUUAGAGGUACACUGUAAGAUGGAUAAAUAUUUAUGAAUAUUCUCAGAAACACGUUUCUUAAGAAAACACUAGAUCUUGUCAAAGUGACACAGAAAAAUGGUAACAGAUAAUUUUUUAAACAAGAAAUUUGAAGUUUGUUGCGUAUUUUCCUCAAAAAAUUGGCCUAACUUAUCAGCUGUAGCCCAAGAGGGCCUUGUCACACCCUGGUGAUCAUAGAAACAAUGCCUUGAAAAAUACCGCCAGAAAAUCUUAUGCUGACACAGCUAUAUACAGGCUCAAACAACAGAUUUGUAGGAGAUUUUUUAAUGCUUCAGGAUACUGAAAGCAAAGUUAAUACUGCAGUAUUAACAAUUGGGCAGCUUAAUCUAGUUGAAGAUGUCCAUGCUUAUUGCAGGGGGGUUGAACUAGAUGACCUUUGAAUAAAUGUCCCUUCCAACCCAUGCUAUUCUAGGAUUCUUUAAUUGCUUAAAACAGAACAUACAAAUACGCUCUCUGCAAGUCAUACCUAUCUUCACGAAUGCAUAUAAAAAUGCGUUUCAGUGGACAACCAAAACACAGUUCCAUUUACAAAAAGAUAUGCUAGUCAAGUUACAUAAAUGCGUGUGAAAUGUGCAGGAACUGUAACAGCAUCAUGAGAAACACAGGCUUGAAGUCAGAAUGAGAAACAUCAUUUUUAAAUAUGCAUACAUAUUGAGUUCAUGUGCCAGGCAAUGAGAAAAAUCAGCAGUCAUGUCUCAGUGUUAUUGAAGCAACACAUUUCUUAUUCAUUUGGUUUUUAUUGCUAUUGAGAGGCUAUUUUAGCUUUCUAUAAUGAUUAACGCUAUUUCCUUUGGUAUGAAUUUUGAUAGUCUUUUGACAUUUCCAUCUGUUCUUGUAUUUCUUAAACAAAGAUUGUUGUAAUAUUUUUUUUAAGUCACACAAGUACAAUAGCUUGAGAAGGAAACUUUCACCCACUUUAAACAAACAAAAAUAAAAUGAACCCACUGACCUAACGUUUUACAAGAACCAGAGAGAAAAAUCUGGGGAGGAGGGGGAGUUACUUCCAAGACACAUUUCCCUGAAAACAUGUUUUUUUAUUUAAGAGGCAGAGGUCAGAUAAAAGCUUAUAUAAGCUGUUCUUUGUUACUUUUGGAAAAUAGUUUCACAAGGUUAAGAAUGGUUUCCAAAUUUAAGUUUUGUGUCUCUCACUUUAUUUGAACGAUGGGAAUUAAGACUCUAUUCCAAAAGUAAAUCAGUCUUAAUUCUCAGGUGAAAUCAACGUACAGAAAAGAUUGUAAAUCUGGAACACUGUGUCCCAGAAUUGGGUUCAGAUUCUUCUUCCAGUGCAACUGCGGUGUAAUGCAAGAGUCAUUCUUACACAAGUGACAGAGGCACAUCUAAUAUCUGUCAUUAAUUAUGGUCUGUUGAUAUUCCUCCGAUAACCUUUUGUGAGGGCGGGAAGGAGGUUACUGUCAUUUCUGCUGCAGAUCUGCUCUGAGCAGAUGUAGUUCUCCCUCCUCUCCCAUAUGUAAAAAUGUUUAAACCCUCUUAUUUAAUUUCAGUAUUUCUAUAAGCAGCCAAACCAGCCAAGUCCUCUACCUGACACAGAAAAUGUCUCAAAACUGUUGAUCCAUUUUACCAGCUUUGAGGUUGAAGAAUAAUUUUGUUCCACCAAAUGAAGGCGAUCAAGUGGUUAAUCCUUUCAAGUGCAAUUAGUAGCACUGACCUCACUGUUCUUUAAAAUUAAGGUCAUGGGGAGGUAAAGGCCAGUUCUGGGCCUUCUCUUUCAUAUCAGAAUACCCCUGCACUAACUAUCUCUUCUGUUUCCAAAAACAUCAGAGAGCAAGGAGGUAAACAGGCUUCUACUUCCAUUAGCAGUAACUUAAACAGCCAUAAGUUAAAGGGGGAGGAAAAGGAAGAGCAUCUCUAUCUAUCUCCUUUCACAACAGAAGACAUCUGGCCUCCUGUGGGGAGGCCCCAGAUAACAAAGAACCUGUCAUUACAAAGCUCUGCAGUGUGCUCAGAGAACUAUUUUACCUGCAGUCUGGCUCAUUCAUUUCCUGCCACUGAAGCCAUCUGCUUUUGCUUAUUGUGGGUAUUUUUGUUCUUUGUUUGGCCAGGAGCAUGAAGUGGCUUCACUUCAGCAUGCCUGUAUGCUUGGUCAGAGGCAGUGUUUAAUCCUUUUCUCAAAAGGAAUAAGAGGGAGCUGCAAAAACCAAUUCCUUUCCUGGAAGGUAGCACAAAUGUUCCAAGCCUAGGUUGAAUAGAGGAUCAUAUCAGUGCAUGGAUGGGGUAAAGAUAUAUUGAGACUGAAAAGAGAUGGCAACUUGGAAUCUACAGAAGCAGCUUCCAAAGCACUUGUAAUCGCACCUGAUUUAAAUCCUUUGCUACUUCUCCUUGCCUUUUUUAUUUAUUUUUAAUAGUUUGAGUCCACCUGGUUUUCCAGAGGCUCCUCCAGGCCAAACUGUAGAAUAACGCAGCAAUCUGUUCUUGUCUCUCUCUUACAUUGACUUUCAGUAUUUUGCCUGAAUGCUUUACAAAUCAGUCUAUAUUCAUAAACUAAGUCAUAGCAUACUUACAGAUAAUGUAACAUGAUACAAAAAUCUAUUCCACCUAUACCUGUCUUUGAAAAUACCAAAAUAAGGGGAGGCGUGUGUGUGUGAAAAACUUCCUACUUGUUUCCUAUUAUUUACUAUAAUGCCAUUAACACACACCAAUAACUUGUCUCAAAGAAUUCCAAAAAGCUGAGCAUCAGCUGAAUUCAGACUUGGUUUGUGACACAAAACUUAAUGCUGACUGCAUCAAUGUUAAAACGGGAAAGCUUUCCCACUAAGAUGGAAAGAUCAUGUGGCAGUAAGUUACUGAUCUAUUGAUACCAGAUUAUGAGGUCACCCAUCAAUGUACUGAACAAUUCACCAUAGUUUCUGAACUGUUACCCCUUGUCUUGAGACACAUUAUUUGAGUAAAAUUCCAAUGCUGUUGUAAGUUAAAAUGCUGAUUUUGACUGGUGACACUUUGUAAUGCCAACAUUCAAAGUAAACGUUCCUAUGAAAAAUUUACUACAUUCUUCCUGUACAUCUGUUGAGAAAGUUAAGAUAUUGCUGCCAUUUUGUAGAUUCUGAAGAGAAGUCAGACGCUGUAGAAUUUUGAAAGUAAUGUAUCCAUUAAACUUUAAAAUUAUGGUGUGGUUUCUUCACCAGUACCUGCCAGAAAAAAAUACAACUAUUUCAUGAGUCCCAUAGCAAGAAGUGGGAGCUACUUCUCUAACACAAAACAGACUGCAUUUUCACUUCACUGGAAAAGGGAAUUUUUGUAUAACUUCAGCACUACUGGUGGUGUUCUCCCAUUCAAAUCAACUCAUUUUACUGCUGAUUUUUAAGAUCACUGGUAUUGUAAUAGGAUGUUUAGAAACAUACCACUGAAGAGUGAACAGAAGAGAAUGCUCCACACCAGUAUACCCAAGUCCUGCUCACCCUAUCAUCAUCUAUCAUCACCCUAUCAUCACUUCCUUACCUACAAAGUUGAUUUCCGACUAACAUCUCUACAUAUGAAGCUAUAACCCAGUAGAACUCAGCAUGAAAUCUAAAGGUUGAGUAUUAUUACUUCAACAGUUCUCAUGGUAAAAUUUUCCAACAAUAGGGCUAGAAGAGCUGUACAGAAGUACAUGUAUAUGUGUAAGUAAGUAUCAGUUACAUAUACCUUCAUCCUAGUGAUAAGUGCAUUAGGACAGAAGCCAAAGAUUUUCUCCUAUGCCGUUUCCCUUAGGGAACAUACAAAGAAAAUCAAAGCAUGGUAUCAGAGUUUACUAAAUUAAAGAUUAAACUGUUAUACGUACAGAUCAAAUGUAUAUUUUAAUUAGAUAAAGCCAUACAGCUGAGCCUGUAUACAGACAUACAGCUGUGCCUUUUAAUGUACACAGGUGAGUACUUGGACUAGAAAUCGAUUUGUUAAGUUUGCAUGCACUAACCAGCACAAGUGCUGUAUUAUCCCUCCAAACAAUACAGUGGAAAAAACAAAUAGCAUUUCAUACCUUUUCACCACUCCCAGUAUUGUUGCUAAUGAGUGUAGUGUAGUUCCCUGCUGCUGUCUGAAACUAUCAUGUUUUCUCUGCAUCUCCAAACAGCACCAAAAUAUUAUUUGUUAAAACAGUUUAGCACAGCUGUCCGUCCAUCUAUCCAGGCUUAACAGGGCAUGUCAAAAGAGGCCAAAGGGAUAAACAGAUUAUUCCAAAACAACUAAAAUUGUAAAACUGCAAAGAAAAAUCCAGAGGGUGUUGAACUACACAGAAAUUCUGACUCACCUGCACAGAGGAAGUGCUGUGGAUCAUGCUCCACCAUUAGUUCAGUAGAGAAGGGGAGAAAGGAGCAAGAGCGCAGCCUCCUUGGUAUGAAAGAAAAUGUAUCUGCCCCAAGUAAUUGUGUGAAGGAACACCUACAGUGAACAUACACGUAUACAACCCUUGAUGGAAAACUCAUACUGUAUAUCAUGCAACAUGAUGAUUUCUUUGUUGUCUUUUGAUUAUUUACUAGAGAAUAAAAUAACCAAACAAGAGACAGUGUUUCUCUGAUGUUUUGGGGUUUUAUUAAUAAUACACAAUUAGUUUAUAAAUUCCUCAGUUUACACUAGUGUUUAUUUCAUUGUAUUAUUCUGGCAAACAACAGCACGUAAACCUAUUAAUCUGUGAAUUUUAUAAUACACCUGUACUACCGAAGUGAGGCAAGACCUGGCCUUUAUUCUGUAAGAAUACUUUUUUGUGCAUAUGAUUUGGAAUAACAUGUAACUUUCAUUAAAGAAGUUGUCUGUGAGGUAAAUAAUAUGAA